Messenger RNA from Anopheles nili, 1641 nucleotides. Its product is annotated as acyl-CoA Delta-9 desaturase-like. Gene Ontology annotation, molecular function: iron ion binding; stearoyl-CoA 9-desaturase activity. Gene Ontology annotation, biological process: unsaturated fatty acid biosynthetic process. The record is from RefSeq and is a predicted model, not a curated record. Gene Ontology annotation, cellular component: endoplasmic reticulum membrane. Bases 1 to 1641 code for a protein of 546 amino acids. The transcript has 6 exons. Lineage: Eukaryota; Metazoa; Arthropoda; Insecta; Diptera; Culicidae.
AUGGGGGCCGAUUCGCAGACGAAAAUAAUUUUGUGUGCUAAAACGCCCGAGCUCCUCGAGACGGCCAUCGCCGAUCGGAAGCCAGAACCCUCACAGACUGCCCCGCACAUCGCUCCGGCGAAGGUCGACAGCCUCACCGAUGAGGUGACACAAUCCGACUCAACCCUCUCCGGGGCGCAGUUCGAAAAGGUGCUCCAAACCUGCAGCAAUGUGGUGCACGAGGCCGAAGUAGACCGGAAGCUGAAGGAGAUUGGGUCCGCCACGCCGAUCCUGCCGUCCGAGAUCGGUACGGAUUUCAACUUCAAGCGCGAGAUCGUCUGGAAGAACGUGAUAGGAUUCCUGCUGUUGCACAUUUGUGGCUGGGUCGGGUUGCAUCUGGCGUUCUGGCGGUAUUGUGACUACCGCACCACGAUCUAUUCAUUUUGGCUGAUGUACGCCUCUGGACAGGGUGUCACGAUGGGAGCACAUCGACUCUGGUCUCACCGGGCGUUCAAGGCGAAGCUCUGGCUGAGGAUCAUCCUGCUGUGGAUGCAUACACUGGCCGGGCAGAACUGCCUGUACGUGUGGGUUCGCGACCACCGGCAACAUCACAAGUUCUCGGACACGGACGCCGACCCGCACAACGCGAACCGUGGAUUCUUCUUUUCGCACAUCGGCUGGCUGCUGUCCCGUAAGCACCCCAAGGUGAUCGAAUACGGCAAGAAGAUCGACAUGUCCGAUCUGGAGGCUGAUCCGUUGAUCAUGUUCCAAAAGGAUCACUACAAACUUCUGUACACAAUUUUCGCUCUUUUCGGCCCCACGGCCAUCCCGGUGUACUUCUGGGGUGAGAACGUCUGGUAUGCGCUGUUCGUAGCGUUCUUCUUCCGUACCGUGCUCAGCCUGAACGGGACCUGGUCGGUCAACAGUGCUGCACACAUGUUUGGCACGCGUCCAUACGACAAAACGAUGUGGCCGGUGGAAAACAUGUUCGUAUCGUUCGUGGCCGUCGGUGAGGGUUGGCACAACUACCACCAUGCCUUCCCGUGGGAUUACCGGGCGUCGGAGUACGGAACACCCCUAAACCUGACCGGGACACUGAUCGAUCUGUUGGCGAAGUUUGGCGCAGUGUACGAUCGCAAGACGGCCACUCCAAACAUGGUUAAGAAUCGAGUAAUGCGAACCGGUGACAAGUCCCACCAUACGUACGGUACGGAUGAGGGCCGUAAAGCAUUCACCACCUUGUGGAACGUGUGGAAGCAUCCGUCCAACCCGAGCUACAACUCGAUCCAUACGCCCAAGCCGAAGAUCCUGCAGUCCGACGGGUACGCGCUCAUUCCGGACGAGCUGAAGCAAUCCGAGCGUGACGAGGACAUCCUGUCCAAGGAGAACGAAGAGCUGAUGCGGCGCCAGCAGGAGGAGGAAAGCCGCACGACAGAGGCGAACCAAAUCUACACGAAGUUGUCGAAGUACAUCAAAGAGCAGCAGCAGACGGUGCCGGAACUGGCCGACGAUUUGAUGCUGCUGUCGAACAACAACGUCGACAAGGUGGCAACGGUGCCGGGCAAGGCUGCCCUGAACGUCGUCGACUGCAACGACAAUGCGCUCGUGAAGCGAAAAACCGCCGUAGGACCUCUGGCGUCCUCUGGCUCAGGCCACCUGUAG